AUGAACUCAGUCUUCUUGUUGAUCCAGCUCCUCUCCGGUCUGGUCGCAUACGCCUAUUUUGCCGGGUGCGAUCCGCUCCAAACAGGUGAUGUCACAGCAACCGAUCAGAUUUUACCCUAUGUGGUCAUGGCUUUGUUCAAUGGGAUCCCGGUGAUUAAAGGUUUAUUCUUGUCUGUGAUCUACGCAGCCGCAUUAAGCACGGUUUCCUCCGGUGUAAACAGCCUUGCCACAGUUCUGCUCGAGGAUAUUAUUCGUCCGUUGCAUUUUGCAAUCAAAAAGAAUGAUCUCUCGAAAAGAGUGAAAACCAUUUUGGCUUAUGUAUUGUCUGCUUUGGUCGGAUUGUCCACUGUCGGUUUCGCAUUUGUAUUCACCUUGGUCAGUUCCGGCGUUUUGCAAUUCGCGUUCAGCUUGUUCGGUGCGAUUGGUGGACCAAUACUGUCUAUUUUCACCCUGGGUAUGGUGGUGCCGUGUGUGAAUGCUAUAGUAAGUUGA
Echinostoma caproni is the source of this 492-nucleotide messenger RNA. NCBI's taxonomy places the organism in Eukaryota, Metazoa, Platyhelminthes, Trematoda, Plagiorchiida, Echinostomatidae. The record is from the annotation of a GenBank genome assembly.